Molecule: messenger RNA, 1215 nt
Organism: Monoraphidium neglectum
Lineage: Eukaryota; Viridiplantae; Chlorophyta; Chlorophyceae; Sphaeropleales; Selenastraceae
Product: cullin 4
Exons: 10
Coding region: 1-1215 (404 amino acids)
Biological process (GO): ubiquitin-dependent protein catabolic process; protein ubiquitination
Cellular component (GO): cullin-RING ubiquitin ligase complex
Molecular function (GO): ubiquitin protein ligase binding
Source: RefSeq, a predicted model, not a curated record
AUGGCCACUAUGACAACGAACGGGAAGGCGAAAGGGGCUGCAGGCGCUAAGAAACUUGUAAUCAAGCCCUUGAAGCAGCAACCCAAGCUGCCGGCAAACUUUGAGCAAGACACAUGGGCCAAGCUGGAGGACGCCGUCGAUGCGGUCCACUGCAAGCGCACGGUCGCGUGCAGCCUGGAGGAGCUGUACAGGGCCGUGGAGGACAUGUGCAGCCACAAGAUGCAGGACAGCCUGUACAGGCGCCUGCAGGCGGCCUGCGACGCGCAUAUACAGCGGGCUAUGGGGACGCUACAGGAUCAGGUGCAGCUGGACGCGGUGUCGUUUCUCGACCGCGCCGACGCGGUGUGGCAGGACUACUGCGCGCAGAUGCUGACCGUGCGGUGCAUCUUCCUGUACCUGGACCGCACCUUUGUGGAGGCGCGCAUCGUGCGCGGCCUGCUGCUGCUUAUCGAGCGCGAGCGACACGGCGAGGCCGUCGACCGCCAGCUCAUCGCCAGCCUGCUGCGCAUGCUCAAGGACCUGGGGCUGUACGCGGGGCGCUUCGAGGCGCCGUUUCUGGCGGAGACGGCGGCGUUCUACAAGGCGGAGGGCGCGGCCAAGGUGGUGGAGUGCGACACGGCGGCCUACAUGGCGCACUGCGAGGCGCGGCUGCUGCAGGAGCACGAGCGCAGCCAGCAUUACCUAGACUCGUCCACGCGGCGGCCGCUGGUUCACGAGGCGGAGCAGCAGCUGGUGGCGGCGCACCUGCCCACACUGCUGGCGCAGGGCAGCUUCGCGGCGCUCAUUGACGCGCAGCGCACGGGCGACCUGGGGCGGCUGUUUGACCUGGCCGCGCGCGUCAGCGGGCUGGAGGCGCUGCGCGCCGCGUGGCGCGAGUACAUCCAGGCGGCGGGCAGCGCCAUUGUGAAGGAUGACGAGAAGGACAAGGACAUGGUUGACCGCCUGCUGGCCCUCAAGGGGCGCCUGGAGGCGGUCCUGGACGCGUCCUUCGGCGGCUCCCCCGCGUUCAGCGCCACGCUGCGCGACGCGCUGUCAUACGCCCUCAACACGCGCAAGGACAAGCCGGCCGAACUGGUCGCCAAGUUCAUCGACGCGCGGCUGCGCGCGGGCGGCAACAAAGGCCUCAGCGAGGGGGAGCUGGAGGAGGCACUGGACUCUGCCCUGGGGCUGUUCCGCCUCAUCAACGCUGCGCAGCGCAUGGUGGUCACGUCAUGA